This is a messenger RNA of Gymnodraco acuticeps, 3471 nucleotides long. RefSeq names its product protein kinase C, delta b (gene prkcdb). NCBI's taxonomy places the organism in Eukaryota, Metazoa, Chordata, Actinopteri, Perciformes, Bathydraconidae. The coding region runs from base 271 to 2325 and encodes 684 amino acids. Gene Ontology annotation, molecular function: ATP binding; diacylglycerol-dependent serine/threonine kinase activity. Gene Ontology annotation, biological process: protein phosphorylation. The record is from RefSeq and is a predicted model, not a curated record. The transcript has 17 exons.
AUUGGGAAUUCACCUGUGUGACGUCACGCCUCAGUGCUCUGCAGCGCGCUGCCACAGAGCUGCAGCAGUACAGAGUCGGGCUCGGAGACAGAGGGAGCUGAGUGAACCGCAGCCGCCUUCAACACUUCCUUAAACUCCAUUGAAGUUUUUCAAAGUCGAACCUCCUGGGGAAGCCGUGCUGCUUCAAAAACUAAAACCGGGGUUACAAACUCGCGACGAACAAGACACUUUCCAAGACAGCGGAAGAGGAGGCUUCGGUGAGCGGUCACCAUGGCACCCUUCCUGCGUAUCACCUUCAAUGCUUAUGACGUGGGCACCCUGCCCGCUCUAACCGAAACUCCCAUCUGUGCCAUCAAGAUGAAGGAGUCUGUCAACACGGAGCGAGGAAAGACCUUGGUGCAGAGGAAGCCCACCAUGUAUCCCUCCUGGAAGUCCACUUUUGAUGCUCACAUCAACGAGGGGCGUGUCCUAGAGGUGGUCCUCAUGCAGAGCGCCGAGGAGCCAUUGGCCAACGCCACGGUGGGCUUGUCUGUGCUGGCAGAGCGCUGCAAGAAGUCCAAGACGGCCGGCCGCACCGAGUUCUGGUUGGACCUGCUUCCCUCAGGGAGGGUCCAGAUGGCUGUGCAGUUCUUCCUGGAGGACACGGAUGCAGCGCCGGGUCAGAAGUCGUUGAAGGUUUCUUCCGAGGAGGGAGUGACGACCCUCAACAGGAGGAGAGGAGCCUUCAAGCAGCCCAAGGUUCACUUAAUCAAGAACCACGAGUUCUGCGCCACCUUCUUCAGCCAGCCCACCUUCUGCUCCGUCUGCAGAGAGUUCGUCUGGGGUUUCAACAAGCAAGGCUACAAGUGCAGACAAUGCAAUGCAGCUAUCCACAAGAAAUGCAUCGACAAAAUCAUCGGCAGGUGCACUGGGACGGCAGCCAACAGCCGCGACACCGUGUUCCAGAAAGAGCGCUUCAAGAUCGACAUGCCGCAUCGCUUCAAGCACUAUAACUACAAGAGCCCCACUUUCUGUGACCACUGUGGCAGCCUGCUCUGGGGUCUCUACAAGCAGGGCCUCAAAUGUGAUGACUGCAGCAUGAACGUUCAUAGUAACUGUCAGAAGAAAGUGGCCAAUCUGUGUGGAAUCAACCAGAAACUACUGGCAGAGGCUCUGCUUCAAAUCAGCCAGACAUCUAUGAAGAAGCCUGCUCCCAAUGCAGACGAUAUUGGCAUCUAUCAAGACAUCAGAGGUGCAACAGUAGACCCUGGUGCAGAUGAGAAUUGCGGGCACGUGGUGGGCCCGACCCCCGCCCCAGUCACACCGACUGUUUCCAGGGUUCGCAUCACCAUGAACCACCUGGUGUUCCACAAGGUGCUGGGCAAAGGCAGCUUUGGCAAGGUGCUGCUGGCCGAGCUCAAGGGGCAGGGCCAGUUCUUCGCUGUGAAGGCUCUGAAGAAGGACGUGGUUCUCAUGGAUGACGACGUGGAGUGUACCAUGGUGGAGAAGAGGGUCCUGGCCCUCGCCUGGGACAACCCCUUCCUCACACACCUCUACUCCACCUUCCAGUCCAAAGAGCACCUCUUCUUUGUAAUGGAGUACCUGAAUGGAGGCGACUUGAUGUUCCACAUCCAAGACAAAGGCCGCUUCGAUCUCAACAGAGCCACAUUCUAUGGUGCUGAGAUAAUCGUGGGACUGCAGUUCCUCCACUCAAAAGGAAUCAUCUACAGAGAUCUGAAGCUGGACAAUGUGAUGCUGGACAAGGACGGACACAUAAAGAUAGCGGACUUUGGCAUGUGCAAAGAGAAAGUGUUCGGAGACGUCAGAGCCACCACAUUCUGCGGGACACCAGACUAUAUCGCACCAGAGAUCCUGCUGGGACAGAAGUACACCUUCUCAGUCGACUGGUGGUCUUUCGGUGUGCUGGUGUACGAGAUGCUGAUUGGUCAGUCCCCUUUCCAAGGCGACGACGAGGACGAGCUGUUUGACUCCAUCCGGUCGGACACGCCUCACUACCCUCGCUGGAUCACCAAGGAGACCAAGAGCCUCAUUGAACUGUUGUUUGAGCGAGAUUCCACUCGCAGGUUGGGCGUGGUGGGAGACAUCCGUGCACAUCCGUUCUUUAAAACCAUUAACUGGCCAGCACUGGAGAAGAGAGAGAUGGUGCCUCCGUUUAAGCCCAAAGUGAAAUCCCCCAGUGACUGCAGCAACUUUGAUCGAGAGUUCCUGAGCGAGAAGCCGCGUCUCUCCCACGCUGACAAGAACCUCAUCGACUCCAUGGACCAGGCAGCGUUCGCCGGAUUCUCCUUCAUCAACCCCCAACUGGAAGAAAUGAUGAGCAAAUGAAGAAGCUGCCUUGAGUCUUAGACCAGCACUUCGGAAAAAAAAGUUCAACUGGAUGGAAAACAAGAGCAUAAAAAAGAUUUGAGCUGGACUAUGACUUCCUCGCUUCCUCUAUCAGAAGAGAAGGAUACGACAGAUCUGAGAUGUUUGCUGGCAUCUAAAGCAAUAAUCAUGUCUCAGCUGUCAAAACUGUAUAGGUGUAUAAAAUAGUAUAAAACUCCAGGAGAUUAAGGGAGAUUGUUAUUAAACGAGGUAACGAUGAUUUUUAGUCAAUAAUUAAAUCUGUUUUUUCUUACUUUUCUAAUUGUGCCUUUUGUUGACACUUUAAAUCUAAACCAAUCAUCUAAUGUACUGUAUGUGAACAUUUUGAAUUCAAAUGCACAAGCACGGUAUUUACUGUCGCCCUGUGUGCUUUCCCUACUGCAUGCCUCCUGUUAAACACACGUGUGUGUGUGUGUUACCACAUGCAUACAAAACAUUUGGGUGUGUGCACGUAUCUUUUGGAUGCAAAUGGUGCUACUGUAGUCAGGAACGUAGUCUGUAUCCCUCUGCCAGACGUAAAGGCAUCGUGUGAAAGGCUGUAAUAUAAAGUUGGGAGGAUUUAUAUCCAUCUGACGUGAGGUAAUGAAAUUGCAGAGCUGCAUAGUUCCCUGUAUUUCCCACUGAACUGUCUGGAGAGAUUGGAGAUGCUCUAGGCAAAUCCCAGUCUCACAUAACCUGAAAAGCUUUAAUUUGUUUUUUAAUUUAGCCAAGGAUGUCUUCAAGUCUUGUGUGUGCCAUUGGGGAGAAAAGCCUCUUGCUGUACGUCAAUCUAAAGCAUAGAACAAAAAAUCAUUCCAUACACAAUGUAUAUUUCAUCUCUUAUUGGACAGCUAUGGUAUGGUACUGUACCUUCACAUGUGUUUGUGUUGAAGGAUGUGUUAUUUUACAUUGGGGGGAAUGGGCAUUUCUGUGUAAGCAUUGAGUGUUUGAACAUGUGUAACAUUACUUGAAUGUAGGAAUUUUAACAUGGAAAAUAAUAAUGCUGUGUAUGGAAAAUUAAUAUGUACAUUCCAAUGAGCUGCCUGUAAGUUAUGGGUUACUUUUUUUUACUCUCCUUGUCUUUUACAUCUAAUUAUAAAUAAAUACAUUGUAAACUCUUAAAUGUCA